AUGUGGCCGCAGCAUCAUCUCAAGUCAUGGGCUCCAUUCCGCAUCGAUGCUCUUGGCCUGAUCACCAUCAUCGGAGCACCACAGGUCAACCGAGCACUCGGGACCUUGGUCACCCACGGCUUAGCAGAGUAUCUGCCUUUGUUGGCACAGCAAGAGCUCGCGGGAGAUUCCAUCUUGGAACCCAUCACUGGCUUCCAUUUAUACAAUCUUGACGAUCACAUCUACGCCACCGAUAUUGCUGGCUGGUUCGGCCGAUGGCUAAAAUACCAAAAGUCGCUCUCCUGGAAUUCGACAUGCUUCUUCAUUGACACUAUUGACAAUCCUUGGACAAUGCCAGCCUGGCAGAAAGCGGCGGGGAUUUCCUUGCCGAUUCUGUUCAUGACUGGAGCUGCUGCGCUCGCUGUCGCCGCCGAGGACUGGUUCGGCCUGGCCAACGUCGGUGCUUUGGCCGUCUCGGUCUUGGUUCGCGUCGCUCUUCUCAGUACACUGCGGGCGGCGUUGGAUGACGGGCUGAUGCAGGUCUUCGGCGAGAAAUGGGCCUGGAGUAUGAAAAAGAUCUUGCUGGUCACGCCCGAGGGCAAGGCCAUAACUCUGUUCGCCCCGCUCGGGUUGGUGACAGAGGCGAUCCUGACGACGCCGAAGGUGGCCCAUCCCACAAGAUAUCGGCUCUGGCGUUACCUGGGCUGGUUGUGCUUCGGCGUCCACAUUCUCACCCUGGGGAUGAGCUCGCUCGCGUCUCAGAUCCUGACUGUUUGCUUGUUGUUGACCAGCACUUUCAUUGUGACGAGCUGGAUGGUCAGCAAAGAGUAUUACGUUGGCUCCCAUAUCAGAAUCAGAAGGUUUGAUGACCUCGGCGACCGAGAAUCAAGAAGACGUGCUUACGUCCGCCUGGAGAUGAGUCCAGAGCAAGAGCAAACCUUCGCCACUUGGGGAAUCAUGCCACAAAGGGCCAAUGCCACCUGGUGGGUCGAAUACGAAUCCCUGAAAGCAAAGCAAGACAGAAGCAGAUUCCUAGCUUGGAAGACCGAGUGCCUUGCCUCAACCCGCCGGCCUCCGGCAUCUGGAUGA
Capronia epimyces CBS 606.96 is the source of this 1068-nucleotide messenger RNA. RefSeq lists its product as uncharacterized. The transcript has a single exon. NCBI's taxonomy places the organism in Eukaryota, Fungi, Ascomycota, Eurotiomycetes, Chaetothyriales, Herpotrichiellaceae. The coding region runs from base 1 to 1068 and encodes 355 amino acids. The record is from RefSeq and is a predicted model, not a curated record.